This is a messenger RNA of Closterium sp. Naga37s-1, 1584 nucleotides long. Lineage: Eukaryota; Viridiplantae; Streptophyta; Zygnematophyceae; Desmidiales; Closteriaceae. The record is from the annotation of a GenBank genome assembly.
AUGGAAGCUAUGCUGUUGUUUAAAGAGGAGGUUGAGAGGAAUGAAAGUGCAAAGUGGAAUUCGACUCUAAACAAGAAGAACGGCACUGGUAUGUGGGCUGGCAGGGAAAGUGGGCUGGCAGGGAAUGUGGGCUGGCAGGGAAUGUGGGCUGGCAGGGAAUGUGGGCUGGCAGGGAAUGUGGGCUGGCAGGGAAUGUGGGCUGGCAGGGAAUGUGGGCUGGCAGGGAAUGGGAAGUGGGCUGGCAGGGGAAGUGGGCUGGCAGGGGAAGUGGGCUGGCAGGGGAAGUGGGCUGGCAGGGGAAGUGGGCUGGCAGGGGAAGUGGGCUGGCAGGGGAAGUGGGCUGGCAGGGGAAGUGGGCUGGCAGGGGAAGUGGGCUGGCAGGGGAAGUGGGCUGGCAGGGGAAGUGGGCUGGCAGGGGAAGUGGGCUGGCAGGGGAAGUGGGCUGGCAGGGGAAGUGGGCUGGCAGGGGAAGUGGGCUGGCAGGGGAAGUGGGCUGGCAGGGGAAGUGGGCUGGCAGGGGAAGUGGGCUGGCAGGGGAAGUGGGCUGGCAGGGGAAGUGGGCUGGCAGGGGAAGUGGGAAAGGGAGUUGAGUGGAAUGGCAACCCACAGCACAGCAGCCCAUCCAUCCAUCCCGCACCACAUGCCAUGCCACCCGCCUGUUUCCCAACCCCUUCCCCAUUCGCCACAGCCUCUCGUAUAAGGAAGUCGCCUCUCAUCUCUCGAGCCCUCCUCCUCUUUGCCACUCCAACCCAACCUUUCACGGUCUACAUGCCUCUUGCUCCACCCACCACCCUCACUGCCUCCCACACUCGCAUCGCACCUCCCACACUCGCACCUCCCACACUCGCACCUCCCACACUCGCACCUCCCACACUCGCACCUCCCACACUCGCACCUCCCACACUCGCACCUCCCACACUCGCACCUCCCACACUCGCACCUCCCACACUCGCUUGCUCGAGUCAACGGCGGUCAACGCCACUCCCAUACAAUCCACUGCCGCCACUGCCCUGCUCUCACCACCACCACAUGGCCCCAUUGUGGGCGGGUGGGGAGGUGGGGACUGUCGCCCGCCCCGGCGCGCUAUCACUGGCGAACCGGGGUGGCGGGGGGAAGGGGGGCGGAGUGGUGUGGUGGGGGAGUGGCAGCGCGGGGGGUGGCUACAAGGGGCAGUCAACACACGGGUCAGGGGGUACGUGCACACGGGGAGCACGUUCGGUUGCAGCAAGCCAGUAUGAGGAAAACUCGAACGUCCCAAUGCACUCUCACCCAUCCCCUCUUCCCUUCCUUGCCUCCCCCUUCACCUCCCCCUUUGCUUUCCACCUCACCUGCCCGUUCGCCUUCCCAAUUUCCUUCCCCCUUUCCUGGGGAACGUCGCCACAUGUCUAUCGAGGGCGCCUGCAACGGGAGGGCCUCCGCGUCGCGCCGCCAUCGCAGGUCCGCCCUCAACCUCAUCCGCCGCGCAAACACGCGUUGCUAGCGGCGUCAAGCGGAGGCGGACAGGGGAAGCGGCGCGCAACCGUCGGAAAGCAUCCGCGCGCCAUAAGGAGAGCGCGGGGCGGUGCCGACGAGCCAGGGGCGUAG